AAAAAAAAAAAUGUAAAAUGUUAUUAUUAUCUUUUUAUUCUUUUGAAAAAAAUAAUAAUGUAAAAUGUUAUUAUUAUUUGGAGAAUUAAAAGAAAAAAUUAAUACUUUCAAUAACAGACUCCCGCGUAAUUUAAUCGACCUCAUUUCUCAUCGCCGAUGUCUUUCUCUUUGAAGUUCACCUACUCUACGCCAUUGUUGCAGCACCACGGUUUCAACAAGCUCCGUUGCACUUUCAUUUCUCGAUUUCCAAGGCAUUAUUACUUGCAAAAAUGUCAGAAUUCGUCGCUGAAUCAGAACCAUACACGACGACUCUGCUCAACUAACGGAGAAAGCAAUGCCAGGCUUAUCCAGAUAACGUUGAUUCUAACCUUGAAGGUUCAAGAGAAAAAUAUGACGCCGGUCAAGCAUCAUUCACGUCCGGCGCGUACUUACUGCUUGCCUUCACUGAUGUUGAAGAAACUAAAAAGAUAUGGAGUUUCUGGAAUAUUGUCAUAUGGGCUGUUGAAUACUGCAUACUAUCUCACAACCUUUCUCUUGGUGUGGUUUUAUGUUGCUCCGGCUCCUGGUAAAAUGGGUUACUUUGCUGCUGUUGAACGAUUUCUCAAAGUAAUGGCCAUGGUGUGGGCUGGGAGUCAAGUUACUAAGCUUAUAAGAGCUGGAGGGGCCGUUGCUCUUGCUCCUUUUGUAGACAGAGGAUUGUCAUGGUUUACGCUCAAAUUUAAGUUUGAGUCUCAGGGGAAGGCUUUCAUGGCCAUUGUUGGAUUCUGUCUUGGACUUGCCUUCAUCUUGUUUUUGGUUGUGACAUUGCUUUGGGCGUAAAACAUUUUAAUUUUUGUCUAUUUUAGCUGGAUAGCACGAGUUCCUGACACCCCUGCACCCAUGUACAGAGGAGAUGCGGAGUGGAAAAGGCUGCUGUGGCUUUUACUUUUAACCCCAGCAAACAUUGGAAGAUAAGUUCAACAUGAACUGUGAAAGAAUGCGUUCAACUCAUAUUUUCUGUAUCAGGUCAUUGCUUAUUUGCAAACUUGUAAGAUCAAUAAUUAACUUGCAAAAUUUUCAAAGAAUAUCCGAAAUUUGACAUAUGGAAUAUAAGAAGUUGAAAUAUUGAUAA
Ricinus communis (castor bean) is the source of this 1111-nucleotide messenger RNA. RefSeq lists its product as uncharacterized. Lineage: Eukaryota; Viridiplantae; Streptophyta; Magnoliopsida; Malpighiales; Euphorbiaceae. The coding region runs from base 157 to 819 and encodes 220 amino acids. The transcript has 10 exons. The record is from RefSeq and is a predicted model, not a curated record.